This is a messenger RNA of Pseudovirgaria hyperparasitica, 1883 nucleotides long. RefSeq lists its product as uncharacterized. NCBI's taxonomy places the organism in Eukaryota, Fungi, Ascomycota, Dothideomycetes, Acrospermales, Acrospermaceae. Gene Ontology annotation, cellular component: precatalytic spliceosome. Gene Ontology annotation, biological process: mRNA cis splicing, via spliceosome. Gene Ontology annotation, molecular function: nucleic acid binding. The transcript is spliced from 4 exons. The record is from RefSeq and is a predicted model, not a curated record. Bases 324 to 1715 code for a protein of 463 amino acids.
CCUCUUCAGGCUUGAGUCUCUAUGCGCAUCUGCUUCCUGGCGGCGGAAAGUCGACCAUCACCAGCGCACCUGUCAUGUACAAUCAGCCGAAAGAGGAGAAAGAGCAAGCUGCUCCGGCAAAACCUAGUAUUGGUAAUUAUCUGUAGUGGCCCUCUCCCCCACUCCUAUUUGCCUAUUCAAGACCUGUAAGCUUACUGCGGUCUGUUCGCUGCUUUGCAGAUUUCACAAAGCAACUAUUUCAACAACAACAAAAGAAGAAACAAAACCAGCUCCACAAGGGCAGGGGUGCGAAACCUUCAAGGUUCCACGGAUCCACCUCUUCUAUGAACACGAGCUCGAGCUCCCCAGACAAGACCGGUAAUGGAAGCAGCUUCAACAUCCGUCCGAUCACCACGUCGACAGCGGCAGACUGGAUAAGCAACGCACAGGAUGACGAUGCGGCAAUCGAAGAAGCCGAAGCCAACAAGAGUCGAUAUAGAUAUCCUAAGAAGAAGAAGAGAAAGACGCAGAGGAACGUGCCUGAAGCUGAGAUCAAUUGGAACGAGCUCUAUGAGCCUACCAAGUGUACGAACCUCCACGCCUACAACGAGAGUGAAGAGUAUAGGAAUGCAGACAAUGAUUGGUUCAAUAAGCUCCACGCGUCUCGCUUCGCAGUGCAGCGCAACGCAAGCAGCAGUGCAGAAGUGGUUACUCCAUCAGCCCCGGUCGUGCGCAACGCUAUGUUCGCACCACCCGCGUUCAACAAUGGCCCGGCCAAAGCUAUUGAGGAUGUGGUGAUGCGCGACGACGACGCUGUCCAUCCUGACCGACGAAGCGGCAUGGCAGCCAUUCCCACAGACGACGAGGAGGAGUACCGUCCGUCUUUCGGAGCACCCGCACAUCCUCCUUCUGGUGGAUUCUCUACGCACAAUGCUACCGCGGGUGGCAUCAAUGUCGCUCCAAGCUUCGCACCUCCAAGCUUCGCACCCCCGACCGCGACCAAUUCGUCCGCUCCCGCCUCUGCCGUCAUAUCACGCGCACCCGUUCGAUUCCAACAAGCAGCAUCCGCUACUGCCUCUGAAGAUCAACAGGGUGAUACCAUUAUGAGCAUGGACGAGGUCCCUCCCGAGCCAGAAGUCGAAGAGGCUCCGCGCUCGAACCGACCUGGACAGAAAGACUUUGCGAGGCGCCUACUCAUGAAGCAAGGCUGGAAGGAGGGCCAAGGUCUAGGAGCAUCUGGCUCUGGCAUGAUCAAGCCACUGUACGUCAAACCGAUCAAGCAGAAGAAGUUCUCGGACGCCGAAGGUGGCGGGUUCAGCAAGGCUGGACAGGGCAAGAUCAUUGCGGGGAAGAAGGCCAAGGGCUACGUGGAGGAGGAAGGCCAGUAUGGCAAGAUGAGCGAGGUGGUGGUGGUCCUUGGCCUUCUUGCGGGCGUUGACGUGCAGAGAGAGAUGCAGGCGGACGUGCCUCUGGCACAGCGAAUCGGGGAGGAGUGCAGCGAGAAGUUUGGGAACGUGGAGAAGGUGACGGCAAGCGCGGAGACUGGGCGAAUUUUCGUCAAAUUCACCCAGUCGUUGUCGGCGCUCCGGGCGGUCCAGGCGCUGGACCAAGGCGUCCUGCGAUCCCUGGAGCCGCUGAACGCGGCAGGCAGCGUGGGCACGGCGCGAUACUACGACGCCGACGACUUUGCACAGCAGGUGCUAGACGCGGACGUCAAGGUUCCGUCUGCCCAGUAGAUGGCAAGACGCCAAGCGAGUGCAGCAUUUUCCAUGACGUGGUAGAUGUCGUGCAGGUAUAUUCAUGUGUAGAUUUGGUAGAAAGCCGGUUUGUCUACAGUCAGGUGGUGAUGUAUACGAUAGCCAGCAGAGGUAUUGAGCAAUCCAAUCCAAUCCAAUCCAAUCCAG